AGCACGUUAGCAGCGCAGCUCGCUGUGCCUGGCUGACCUUCCUCCUCUGCGCUCACAUCCUUCAGUUUGCUGAGGGACCUCCAGCUGCCAGCUAACCACAGCGGUGGAACCUCCUACUCGUAUUUAUAGCGAUAAACUGGCUUCGGACGAGGCAUUUCCUGGAAGCGAGCGCUGGAGAUCUGAUUACAGUCGCAGUGGACGGAGCGUCUUCAGCGCUGAAGGACGUGGAGAGAGGAGAGAGCAGGUACUUGGUUAAUAACACGGUCUGGAGGCAGAACUACGCGUUUAGAUACGGGCACAGCUUCUUUAUAAGAGACUAACUGGAUAACCUACUACACCUUCCUUUCUGACCAAAGAGCAGCAGCACAUCUGAUCUUCUCUCUGGUGUUGGCUAACAUGGAUUUAACUCAUGUCGAGGCUCCUAAUCAUGAACUGGUGCCACACAGAGGCAUAAAGCUGAUUAAAGGGACACAUGAUCCAGAUGAUGUGGACCAGAUAUACGACCUGGAGAUCAGAGACUCUGAUGUGUUUGUCGUCACAUACCCAAAAUCCGGAACCAUCUGGAUGCAGCAGAUCCUGUUGCUCAUUGAGGUGAAGGGAGAUGUGACAGCCAUCAGUAAGCUCAGCAGCUCUUCUAAUGCUGAGCUCGUGCCCUGGAUUGAGGUGACUGGCAGCAGAGAGGCGUUCAUUACAGCUCCAUCACCCAGGAUGAGGGUUACCCAUCUGCAGUACCAAUUCAUGCCUCGCGCUCUGAGCCAAAAGAAGGGAAAGGUGAUCUAUGUGGCGAGAAAUCCCAAAGAUGUCCUCGUGUCUUACUUCUACUUCCAUAAGCUUGCAAACAUGUUGGAAACACCGAAGGAUUUUGAUGACUUCUUUGAGAAAUUCAUUAGAGGAGAUGUGUUUGGGUGCAGCUGGUUCAAGCACAUUAAGAGCUGGUACUCACACAAGGAUGACAUGAACAUGCUGUUCAUGACGUUUGAAGAAAUGAUCCAAGACUUAAAGUCAGCUGUGGAGAGGAUCUCGUCGUUCCUGGGUAAGGACCUGAGUGAUGAGCAGCUGGCCAGUGUGGUGAAACACAGCACCUUCAAAAACAUGAAGAAGAUCCCUCAAGCCAGCUACGAGCACGUGCCGAGUCACCUGUUCAGCCACCAAAUGGGAAGAUUUAUGAGAAAAGGUACCAUCGGUGACUGGAAGAAUCACUUCACAGUAGCCCAGAGCGAGAGGUUUGAUGACCUCUUCCACAGAGAGAUGAAGGACUUUCCUUUGUCGUUCACCUGGGACGUCACAGACGCUGACUGACAUGUUUGUGGUUUCAAACAGGUUACACUUCACACCCUGCUGCUGCUGUUUGCCAACAGACACGUGGUUGUUUCAGAACAACAGAACUGCAUGUGAAAUAUCAAUAUGCAAAGAACUUACAGCUUCUGUAACCCUCACAAGGAUUUUUUAAAAACCGCACAGAAUAAUCAGAUAAACCACAGAUACCAUUACACAGUUGCUUUAACCUACUGAACGGUAUAUGAGGUGUACACAUGUUCAGUUUCACGCUGUAGUGGAAGGAGAUGUGACCUUGGAUUUGUAGGAAAUGAGGAAAAUGCUGCGUAGAGCUUGUGUGUGUGGUUUCUUCAUUAAAAGGGGAUAAAACAAACUGCUCCAUGACUGCGGGUAUAUUAACAUUACAUUAAAACCAUUACAAUCAUUUUAUAUCAAUGUAAUGCUCUGCUGGGAAACCUGGCAUUUAUGCAGAUGUUUAUUUGACAUGCACCACCCACAUAAUCACUGUUGCAGGCCGACUUACAUCACCAGUCCCAACAGGAUUCCCCAGCAGAGGAGGCCUGCACCACCACCCUGAAUAACUAUUGAGGAAAACGCUUGACAAACAACAAAAAGAAAAACGUGCAUCACUGAUCUGGCCUCCAGAUUCCAAUCCGAUCAAGUAUCUACAGCAUGCACUGAAUGAAGCCUGAUCCACGAAGGCAACUCACAGGACCCAAAAACAUCCACGGCCAUUGUCUUGGUACCACAGGACACCUCAGAGGCUCUGUGCCCACAGCCCGGGGAUCAGAUGUGUUUGGUAGCUCAUAUGGACCUGAACAAUAUUAGACAGGUGGUUUCAGCGGUGUUCCUAAUUGGUGUGCAGUCCAUAUGGUGAGAGUGUGUGUUGUCAGUGUGCACUCGGGUCCACUGUCUUUGCCUGUAUGACUCGUGCCAGCUGUCUGAGGAUGUGCAGCUUGACUCUGCUUUCAGCAGCAGCAGCUUGGACUGAAUGACAGCACCUUAUCCAAGCACACGCAGACUCUGCAGGUCCGCACUGACAAAUACACCUUUACCUCCUGAUCCUGGCAGAGGCACUUCACAUGAUUCUCCACAGUGAAGCUACCCAUGGACCAGCACACCUGAUUUCUCUAACACGUAUAAAGUUCUUAAUACUGUGAACAAUGUAGUACACUAUACUGUUGGUAAUUCUAAAAUUGAUCCCUGCAGUUUAAUGGAGGCUGCAGUUUGUUGGGGUCAUCACUUUGAGAUAAUAAACUUAUUAAUGACAGACUUAGUCUCCACCUCUGCAGCUCAUUCUUUCAACUGUAUAACUCUGAUAUUCAUGUGUACUGAAUAACAUCCCUGAUAUAUUAAUGUAAACACACUGAAUUGUUUGCAUUUACAGUUGUGUUCAAAAUAAUAGAAGUCCAACAUGAUUAACCAGAUCAAUCAAUAUCUUUGGUAGAAAUCAUAUUACUACAUUGGAAAAUAAUUUACCAGUUGGUGUAGCAGAAUCAUAGAAAACCAACAGACCCCACAUUGAUGAGAUGCAUGCUCCUGAGUCUGUGUAAUUGAAUAAUUAAUUGAAAGGGGCGUGUUCGAAAAAAUAGCAGUGUAGAGUCCAGUCAGUGAGGUCAUUCCUUCUGUGAAAAAAAACAGGGGUCAAUCAGGUGGCCCUUAUUUAAGGAUGAAGCCAACACAUCACCUGUGUGAGACUAAUCUGCUGGCAAGAAGCCCCCAUAAAGUCCCACUGUGGAAAAAAAAGGCAUGUGCUGAAGAGGUGGCAAUUUGCCAAAGAGCACAUCGACUAACCUGCAGAGAAAUGUAGAAACAUUUUGUGGACUGAUGAAAUUAAGAUUGUUCUCCUUGGGUCCAAGGGCCCCAGACAGUUUGUCAGAUGACCCCUAAACACUGAAUUCAAGCCACAGUACACAGUGAAGCACGGUGGUGCAAGCAUCAUGAUAUUCAAAUGUUUCUCUUACUGUGGUGUCGGGCCUGUUUAUCACAUACCAGGGAAAAUGGAUCAGUUUGCAUAUAUCAGAAUCCUUUAAGAGGUCAUGUUGCCUUAUGCUGCAGAGGAAACGCCCUUGAAAUGGGUGUUUGAACAAGACAACGACCCCAAACACAGCAGUGAGCAGCAGCAUCCUGGUUCCAGACCAACAAAAUUAAAGUUCUGGAGGGGUCAGCCCAAUCCCCGGACCUUAAUCCCAUAGGAAACUUGUGGGGUGACGUCAAAAAUGCUGUUUCUGAUGCAAAACCAAGAAAUGCAGAGGAACUGUGGAAAGUUGUCACAUCCUGCUGGGCUGGAAUACCUGUUCACAGGUGUUAGAAGUUGGUCGACUCCAUGCAACACAGAUGUGAAGCAGUUCUCAGAAACAGUGGU
This is a messenger RNA of Archocentrus centrarchus (flier cichlid), 3640 nucleotides long. Its product is annotated as amine sulfotransferase-like. The record is from RefSeq and is a predicted model, not a curated record. The transcript has 7 exons. The coding region runs from base 397 to 1299 and encodes 300 amino acids. Gene Ontology annotation, molecular function: sulfotransferase activity. NCBI's taxonomy places the organism in Eukaryota, Metazoa, Chordata, Actinopteri, Cichliformes, Cichlidae.